CUCGAAACUACAGUUUUACCGGGCGGAUAUCCUUCUGCAUUUAUUGUUUUGAAAUGUUUCCUUCUGUAUGGCUGCAAUGAGACUACGACAAGUUUGAACGGAAGCAAAACCGAUCCACAAAACUGCAUUCAGAUGUACGGAGCAGCUGCUGGUGGGAGGAAGGGCAAAGAUAUAUCCAGCCUCGAUCUCAGCGCACCCGAACUACAAGCAAAGCCAAUUUCUAUAAGAAAGUUGGAAAUUCUGACCAACUUCACGCGGAAAGAACUGCAGACAAUCUACCAAGGAUUUAAACGCAUCUGUCCAACAGGCUAUGCGAACAAGGAUACAUUUAUUCAGAUUUAUCAAAGCUUCUUUCCAAGUAGAGCUUCAGCCGCAUAUGCUCAAAUGUGUUUCCGUGUAUUCGAUAAAGGACGGGCGGGAGAAUUAACCUUCGAGCAAUUUGCUCGAGUUCUUUCCCAAAUAACAAGAGGAAGUGACGCAGAAAAAAUUGACUGGAUAUUUGCACUGUACGAUCUGGACGAUGACGGGUUCAUCAGCCGAAGCGAAAUGACUGAAGUGGCUACAGCUAUUUUUGAUUUGAUGCGUGGUCGCGGAGAACCUCUGAAGGAUGCACAAUCCAUUGAAGAUCGUGUGUCCACAGUUAUGGAAAAGUACGAUCUAGACCGCGACGGCCAAAUUUCUAAGGAUGAAUUCAUUGCAGUGUGCAUAAACGUAAGUUUUCCCUUUCGAAUCGCUCACACAUCUGCUACCAGGACCCUACAUUCAAGAACAACCUGAAUAUAUUCGGGUCCCAACUGUGACAAGACAACAGCUGCUCUUCGUGUUUUUGCUUUUGUAACGCGCAAAAGCAAGUAACACAUCUCAGUCAAAAAGGGGCGUGUUUCGCCCAGUGAAAGACCUCUUUUGAGAACCAUAUUUGAUUGGUGCGUGUGAUUCGUUCUCCCAAUUUGUCCGCUGCAUUUAGAUACCCGCAAGCGCACUGUGGUACUUACUUUUUUCGUGUUAUCAGAUAGUUCCAUCACUGUCUUUUCCAGUUGCCAGCUUAUUUUUUGCUUCACCAAUGGUAGGUACAUAAAGCACUUUUUCGGUAA
Opisthorchis viverrini is the source of this 1091-nucleotide messenger RNA. RefSeq lists its product as hypothetical. The transcript is spliced from 6 exons. The record is from RefSeq and is a predicted model, not a curated record. The annotation marks the transcript as partial. Gene Ontology annotation, molecular function: calcium ion binding. Lineage: Eukaryota; Metazoa; Platyhelminthes; Trematoda; Opisthorchiida; Opisthorchiidae.